ACAUGACACCGCCUCCGCCGCAAACUUUUUCCUCCCCAUCCUGUCGCGGCUCGCCAGGAAUGGAAAAUGGCGGCCUAGGCGCGGAGUUUCCUGCCCGGGCGGCGGCGGCUCUCGCGGCGGCGCCAUGACGCGCUGGGUGCCCACCAAGAGAGAGGAGAAAUACGGCGUGGCGUUUUAUAACUACGAUGCCAGGGGAGCGGAUGAACUUUCUUUACAAAUAGGAGACACUGUGCACAUCUUGGAAACAUAUGAAGGGUGGUACAGAGGUUAUACCUUAAGAAAAAAGUCCAAGAAGGGUAUAUUUCCUGCUUCAUAUAUUCAUCUUAAAGAAGCCAUAGUUGAAGGAAAAGGGCAGCAUGAAACGGUCAUCCCGGGCGAGCUCCCGCUCAUACAGGAAGUCACCACGACACUCCGCGAGUGGUCCACCAUUUGGAGGCAGCUCUACGUGCAAGACAACAGGGAGAUGUUCCGAAGCGUGCGGCACAUGAUCUACGACCUCAUUGAGUGGCGGUCGCAGAUUCUUUCUGGAACUCUGCCGCAGGAUGAGCUCAAAGAACUGAAGAAGAAGGUCACUGCCAAAAUUGAUUAUGGAAACAGAAUUCUCGACCUGGACUUGGUGGUGAGAGAUGAAGACGGGAACAUUUUGGAUCCAGAACUAACUAGCACGAUUAGUCUCUUUAGAGCUCACGAAAUAGCUUCUAAACAAGUGGAGGAAAGAUUGCAGGAAGAAAAGUCCCAAAAGCAGAACGUAGAUAUUAACAGACAAGCGAAGUUUGCUGCCACCCCUUCUCUGGCCUUGUUUGUCAACCUCAAAAAUGUGGUUUGUAAAAUCGGGGAAGAUGCCGAGGUGCUCAUGUCUCUUUAUGACCCUGUGGAGUCCAAAUUCAUCAGUGAAAACUACCUGGUUCGCUGGUCCAGUUCAGGAUUGCCUAAAGAUAUAGACAGAUUACAUAAUUUGCGAGCUGUCUUUACUGACCUCGGAAGCAAAGACCUGAAAAGGGACAAAAUCAGUUUUGUUUGUCAAAUCGUUCGAGUGGGUCGCAUGGAGCUGAGGGACAACAACACCAGGAAACUGACCUCAGGCUUGCGGCGGCCUUUCGGAGUGGCCGUGAUGGAUGUAACAGAUAUCAUAAAUGGGAAAGUUGACGACGAAGACAAGCAGCACUUCAUUCCCUUUCAGCCGCUCGCGUUGGACGACGCCAUUCGACACAAGCCGCUGAACAUGUCAUCCCGUUUUUCACCCAGGGUGGCAGGGGAGAAUGACUUCCUUCAGACUGUUAUAAACAAAGUCAUUGCUGCCAAAGAAGUCAACCACAAGGGCCAGGGUUUGUGGGUAACACUGAAAUUACUUCCUGGAGAUAUCCAUCAGAUUAGAAAAGAGUUUCCUCACUUAGUGGACAGGACCACAGCAGUGGCUCGGAAGACGGGGUUUCCGGAGAUAAUCAUGCCUGGUGAUGUUCGAAAUGAUAUCUACGUAACAUUAGUUCAAGGAGAUUUUGAUAAAGGAAGCAAAACCACAGCAAAGAAUGUGGAGGUUACAGUGUCUGUUUACGAUGAAGACGGAAAACGGCUGGAGCAUGUGAUUUUCCCGGGUGCUGGUGAUGAAGCGAUUUCAGAGUACAAGUCUGUGAUUUACUACCAAGUAAAACAGCCACGUUGGUUUGAGACCGUUAAGGUGGCCAUUCCCAUUGAGGACGUCAACCGCAGUCACCUUCGGUUUACCUUCCGCCACAGGUCAUCCCAGGACUCCAAGGAUAAAUCUGAGAAAAUAUUCGCACUAGCCUUUGUAAAGCUGAUGAGAUACGACGGGACCACGCUGAGGGACGGGGAGCACGAUCUCAUCGUCUACAAGGCGGAGGCGAAGAAGCUGGAGGACGCCGCCACGUACCUGAGCCUGCCGUCCACGAAAGCAGAGCUCGAGGAAAAGGCGCACUCGGCCACCGGCAGGAGCAUGCAGAGUCUUGGGAACUGCACGAUCAGCAAAGACUCCUUCCAGAUCUCAACUCUCGUGUGCUCCACCAAACUUACCCAGAACGUGGACCUGCUGGGGCUCUUGAAGUGGCGUUCCAACACCAGCCUGCUGCAGCAGAACUUGAGACAGCUGAUGAAGGUGGACGGCGGCGAGGUGGUGAAGUUCCUCCAGGACACCUUGGACGCCCUCUUCAACAUUAUGAUGGAGAACUCUGAGAGUGAGACGUUUGACACGCUUGUGUUUGAUGCUCUGGUAUUUAUCAUUGGACUAAUUGCUGACAGAAAAUUUCAGCAUUUUAAUCCUGUUCUGGAAACCUACAUCAAGAAACACUUCAGUGCAACGCUGGCCUACACGAAGCUGACAAAAGUGUUAAGGAACUACGUGGACAAUGCCGAGAAGCCAGGAGUAAGCGACCAGCUGUACAGAGCCAUGAAGGCUUUGGAGUACAUCUUCAAGUUCAUCGUACGCUCUAGGGUCCUGUUCAAUCAACUAUAUGAAGACAAAGGGGAGGCUGACUUCAUGGAGUCCCUGCUGCAGCUGUUCAGAUCCAUCAGCGACAUGAUGAGCAGCGUGUCGGACCAGACCGUCAGGGUGAAGGGGGCGGCGUUGAAGUACUUGCCGACUAUUGUCAACGAUGUGAAAUUGGUGUUCGAUCCCAAAGAGCUCAGCAAAAUGUUCACUGAUUUCAUCCUAAAUGUUCCCAUGGGUUUGCUGACCAUUCAGAAGCUGUAUUGCUUGAUUGAAAUCAUUCACAGUGACCUCUUCACACAGCACGACUGCAGAGAGAUCCUGCUUCCCAUGAUGACAGAUCAGCUCAAGUACCAUCUGGAGAGACAGGAAGACCUGGAGGCCUGUUGCCAGCUGCUCAGCACCAUCCUGGAGGUUCUCUACAGGAAGGACGUGGGGCCAACUCAGAGGCAUGUCCAGAUAAUCAUGGAGAAGCUUCUCCGGACAGUGAACCGAACCGUCAUUUCCAUGGGGCGGGAUUCCGAGCUCAUCGGAAACUUCGUGGCUUGUAUGACAGCGAUUUUACGGCAAAUGGAAGAUUACCAUUAUGCCCAUUUGAUCAAGACUUUUGGAAAAAUGAGGACUGACGUUGUGGAUUUCCUGAUGGAAACAUUCAUCAUGUUUAAGAACCUCAUUGGGAAGAACGUCUACCCUUUUGACUGGGUGAUAAUGAACAUGAUGCAGAAUAAAGUCUUCCUGCGAGCGAUUAAUCAGUAUGCAGAUAUGCUGAACAAAAAAUUUCUGGAUCAAGCCAACUUUGAGCUACAGCUUUGGAACAAUUACUUCCACCUGGCUGUUGCUUUCCUCACUCAGGAGUCCUUGCAACUGGAGAAUUUUUCAAGUGCGAAGAGAGCCAAAAUCCUUAACAAGUAUGGAGAUAUGAGGAGGCAGAUCGGCUUCGAAAUCAGAGACAUGUGGUACAACCUCGGUCAACACAAGAUAAAGUUCAUUCCAGAAAUGGUCGGCCCGAUAUUAGAAAUGACGCUAAUUCCUGAGACAGAACUGCGCAAAGCCACCAUCCCCAUCUUCUUCGAUAUGAUGCAGUGUGAAUUCCAUUCGACGCGAAGCUUCCAGAUGUUUGAAAAUGAGAUCAUCACCAAGCUGGAUCAUGAAGUGGAAGGAGGCCGAGGAGAUGAACAGUACAAAGUGUUAUUUGAUAAAAUCCUCUUGGAGCACUGCAGGAAGCACAAAUACCUCGCCAAAACAGGAGAAACUUUCGUCAAACUCGUUGUGCGCCUGAUGGAAAGACUCCUGGAUUACAGAACCAUCAUGCAUGAUGAGAACAAAGAAAAUCGCAUGAGCUGCACUGUCAACGUGCUGAAUUUCUACAAAGAAAUUGAAAGAGAAGAAAUGUACAUAAGAUACCUGUACAAGCUGUGUGACCUACACAGAGAGUGUGACAACUACACGGAGGCGGCCUACACCUUGCUUCUCCACGCAAAACUUCUGAAGUGGUCGGAGGACGUGUGUGCGGCCCACCUCACCCAGCGGGACGGGUACCAGGCGACGACACAGGGCCAGCUGAAGGAACAGCUCUACCAGGAAAUCAUCCACUACUUCGACAAAGGCAAGGCCAUAGCACCUUCAUCCAUUCAGACAUGAGAGACCUACAUGGGAUGGGAAAUCCAGAGGUUGCUGAAUAGGAGUCUUCCCCCAACAAUUGCCUGGAGAAACAGCUGACUUGCAGAGGAACGGCUGAAACCUGGCAUCCCAUAACACGUCUUCACUGAGGACUCCUAGGGGGCUCAGUUGGUUAAGCAUCUGCCUUUGGCCCAGGUCAUGAUCCCACGCCCACGGUCCCAGAAUCAAGGCCCACGUUGGCUCCAUGCUUAUCAAAGAGUCUGCUUCUCCCUCCCUCUGCCUCUGCUCAUGUGCUUUUUCUCUUUCUCAAAUAAAUAAAUAAACAAAUAAAAUCUGAAAACAAAACAAAACAAAAAGCGUCUUCACCAGUGAGUCACUUAAACUAGUAAGUGAAUUAAACUAGCAUUGUCCGCGCGGUCCAGCGAGUCAGCGCCAGCCCGAAUUAUCAGAAAGGGACGGUUGUCCCGGCUGGCGUCUUCUCUCUCGUCUGCCACGGCUCCUUGGUCCAGGGAGGUCAGUGUUGUUCUGCCCGAGUGGCUCACCAUCAACUGAGUCGUUCUCCAUAGGAAAUCCGUAGCUCUUCUGUUCUCUACAGCCACUGCUGUCUGGGAAUUAAGGGAAGAGUUUCAUCAGAGGAAGAAAAAAAAAGAGUUUCGGGCGCCAGGUGGCUCAUUCGGUUGAACAUCCACCUUGGUUUUGGCUCAGGUCAUGAUCUCAGGGUCAUGAGAUCCAGGCCUGCAAGGAGCCUGGUGUCUGCUUGAGAUUCUCUCUCUCUCCCUGCCCCUCCCACUUGUGCGCGCUCUCUCUCUCUCAAAUAAAUAAAUCUUUUUUUAAAAAAAGAAAGGAAAAAAAAUUAUAUUCAUGAAACGUGAAGAAAUGGGACUUCCAGAAACUGGGAGGUUCAGAAUGGUGGGGACAAGAUGGUCCUCUCAAGCCUGAAGGAGCCAAGACCCUCUGACGGCAAGAGCUGGUGGGACGGCGCUCUGCGCUGCGAGGAACCCGCGGUGUCAAGACGCGGUGAAGUGGGUUAAGGAUUUUAAUCAGAAAACAGGCCCAUGUGAGGAUCUGGUGCUAUUUCAUUCAGGGCUAUGGUAAACCUCAUUGCCUAGCCCAGAAGCUGAGGCAGGACGUUCAAACCCACAGGUCAAAGCAAUUCUUUCCUGGAGGUCAUCUCGGUCUUGAUCGCAUGGAAUCUGUCUUCUCCCUGGCACUGAAGCAUCUUUCAGGGUGUUCAUAUCGGAAAUAGGAAUUGCCCCCCCCCUGCUCCUUUGAGCCCUAUCCAAUUAAAAUCUCCCUAAUGCAGAAUCCUUUAAGGCCCUGGGCGGGGGAGGGAGUGGGGAGAAGGUGUAUUUAUAGAGAAUCUGAUAGAAAACACAAUUGUGUCACCUUAGGGUGAGUCGGAUAAGAUAUUUACUCAAGACUAACAUUUCUUUUAAAAACAAUUACUUUUGAUAUGUAUCUAAAGCAUCUCAUCUGUCUUUUAGGAUAAAAACAGAUUAAGCUUUUACUUGGUAAUAAAUUAGAUGCCCAAACAUUCUAGGCAGCUAAUAGAGUAUGUGUUUGCUUGCACAAAACUUAAACAAAAUUCUCUUGACAGAGAAUCACAAGUAAAGGUAAUGUUUUCUUUGAAAUGGAAAGACUCUAAGGAAUUGGUCACUGGAGCUUUAAAGAAAUACAAAGUGUGAGAGGCUUCUCCUUCCUAGAAAUGUGAGUUUGGGCUCCGGCAGAGGACCCAGGAGGAUCUGAGGCUGCAGAUUAAAACAGAGAAUGCAGGGCAGCUCUGAACGCUCCAGCGGGAUGGAGACUUGAUGACUUUAGGGAGGGGAACAGGUGCGCGGACCCAGGAAGGUCACCUUGGCCACUUUCUCUUCCCUGGGCACUGGUCCCAUCUCAGAAAUCUUUCUCUACUCUGGGCUUAUUUUUAUUUUGUCUUGCAGAGUAUUAAAGUGUAACUCUUAUUCCAGAAUAGCUUUUUUCCUCCUAAAAAAUAGCAGAUGGUUUAUUUAAGUAGUGGCUCUAAAGAGUAUUUUAUAUUUUAAAUCUAUUGGGCUGUUUAUUAAUAGAUAAGGCCCACAAUGGUCAUUCUCCUAAGAAGCAAAGACCAACCAGCAGAGGACUCCUUAGCAACAAGGAUGUGCCAGGAAGGGGCCCAGCAGCUUGUUUCUCAGCAGGAGUUCAUGGAGUUCAGCUGGGGUUCAUGGUUAGCCUAGUAUCCUCUCAAACCCAUCCCAGUAGGAGGGGGUGGGAGAAGCUGGAAAUGCUCUGACAUCAUCGUCGUUACGGGCUGAAUGUUUGUGUUCCUCCCUCCCCACACCGAACCACCAAAUUCAUCUGUUGAUCUACCACCUAAUAGUAUUCGGAGAUGGAACUUUGGGACGUGAUUAUGUUCAUAUUGGGUCAUGAGUAGGCUUGGCGCCAUGAUGGGAUUCCUGCUCUUCUACGAAGAAGAAGAGAGCUCGCGUAAGGCCCUUGGAGCACACGGUGAGAAGGUGCUGGCCCACAAGUCAAGACGAGAGCCCACAUCAAGAACCGAAUCUGCCUGCACCUUGAUCUUGGACGUUCCAGCUUCUAGAACUGUGAGAAAUAAAUGUCUGCUGUUUAAGCCGCCCCAUCUACAGUGCUUUAUUAUAUAUAGCAGCCCAAAUUAUGACAGCCAUCAAAAGCAAGAACUUUGGAAGAAGAUCCGGUUGAGCCAGGUAUACCUCUCUGUGCCCUUGGGCAACUUACUGAUCUGUCUGAUCCCCAACCUCCUUAUCUGCAAAAUGGGUAUAAUGAAGUCCCACCUGACAAGGCAGGGGAUUUGCUGGACAGAGAGCAAGCUCGGAGUCACUUGUCCUGACUUGAGCACUGCCAUCUUGUGGGAAUAGUGGCAGUAGGGAAACGGAUGGUUCCUGGCUGCGGACAUGUGGGGGACAUGUGGGGGACAUGUGGGGGAUGGUGCCAUGCUUUCCUGGUUUGAAGUCAGCAAACUUCAGUUCUUUUGAUAAACAUUCUUGAGCAAACCCUCGGCUGUGGUCCAGUGGUUUCCACUAACGCUCAGUUCCUCAAGGGGAUUGCGGUCACUGAGAAGGAAUGACAGAGAAGCACUUCAGUUUCUCUACAUAACCAGAAGGUUGGAAGUCAGGGGAUGCUGGGUCAUCGAGAGGGCAUGAGAGUUGGCACCCAGAAAGCCUUCCUGGAGGAGAUGGUUCCUCCAUAUGUGACCUAUUCUUCUUGAGUAAACCACUUAAUUUUCCCCAAGAAAAAUAAGGGAAGUUCAGGUCUUACUGUAUGCAUCAGCAAAGUAUUCUGUAUGUCAAAAUUUAUCAGCUUUCUAAUAAGUCAGUUACCUGAUUGGAAAUCCUCUUUCAAACUAAUACCCCAGAAAGUUCCCUCUUUCAGAGUUAACACAAAGCAACUCCUUGUGAGCUUCCAUUUGGAGCUGAAAUACAUCCUCUUCUUUCUGACAGUCCAGCGUUUGUUUAAUGGGACAACUGGGGAAAGGAGCAAAGCCAGGCUCCUUGUAGCGUCUCCUGUACGGUGGCUCCUUCCGCUGGCUCCCCUGUUGCUCCGACCAGCGGACUUCAGCAGCCGUGCCUGGCAGCCAGAGAGAGGACAGAGUGGGCCAGACCUGGUGGGCAGACUGCUCUGACCUUGGGCAGAGGCCAGCAUGACUGACCAGCCAGUAGUGGACCCGUUUAGUCACUGACGUCUGGUCAUGAGCCAAAAGACUGUAGGCUCUAGAAAAUGCUUGUAUUUUUGUGACAUUAUUCCUGUGGUGUUUUCAGAUUCGGCCAGCGUGUUUCCAGAUUGUUAAAUGAUGUUAAAUAAAUUCUUUGACUGCAUGAUUCCGCGUUGGGUUUCUCUUUCUCCUUUUUCUUUCUUUUUCCUCACAGAUGUGGGAGGAAGCCAUUGCUCUUGGUAAGGAACUUGCCGAACAGUAUGAAAACGAGAUGUUUGAUUACGAACAGCUCAGUGAGUUGCUG
Mustela lutreola (European mink) is the source of this 8025-nucleotide messenger RNA. RefSeq names its product dedicator of cytokinesis 1 (gene DOCK1). Gene Ontology annotation, biological process: small GTPase-mediated signal transduction; cell migration. The transcript has 39 exons. Gene Ontology annotation, cellular component: plasma membrane; cytoplasm. Lineage: Eukaryota; Metazoa; Chordata; Mammalia; Carnivora; Mustelidae. Gene Ontology annotation, molecular function: guanyl-nucleotide exchange factor activity; small GTPase binding. Bases 125 to 4081 code for a protein of 1318 amino acids. The record is from RefSeq and is a predicted model, not a curated record.